ACGCGUUGCUUGCGUGGUUUCCAUAGCAACAUGAUGGUCUCAAACACAGCAGUCUGAACCGCGGCUCGCUUUACAACUCCUUUUUUAUUUUAGAAAACUGACUCGCAUUUGAAACAUUUGCUGAAGGACGUCGAGAGCGGACAGAUCUAGUCACUGUGGGCUGAAUGCUUGGCUGAAGCUGAAAAGGAUCCUCUCUGAGCCACCAUGGUACGCCUGACCGUAGAUCUGAUUGCUAAAUCCAGAAACCACUUCAAAAAGAAAAGGGGCCUCGCCUUCCCAGAGUACCUGAAGACACUCACCCACCUCCACUUUUCCAGCAAGAAUAUCGAAGAUAUCGGUGAUCUCUCCAUGUGUAGAAACCUCACCGUCCUUUACCUGUACGAUAAUCAGAUCACGCACAUUUGCAACCUGGAUUUUGCCUUCAACCUCACCCAUCUGUACAUGCAGAACAACAACAUCAGUCAGAUAGAUAAUCUCUCCAAUCUGCAGAAGCUCUCCAAACUGUAUCUGGGUGGAAACAGGAUUGCAGUGGUGGAUGGCUUGGAGACCCUCUGUGAGCUCAAGGAGCUUCAUCUGGAGAAUCAGAGGCUGGCACCAGGGGAAAAGUUGCUCCUUGACCCCAAGACUCUCCUCUCACUCGCUGAAUCUCUUUCUGUCCUGAAUAUCAGUCACAACAACAUUGAUGACAUCAAGGGCCUGACGGUGCUGAUGGAGCUCCAGCAUUUUUCUGCUGCUGACAAUAAAUUGCACAAUAUGGAGGAGUUAGAGCAUGUGUUCAGCCACUGGCCUCAGCUGCUUCAAAUGGAUUUGAGUGGGAAUCCUGUGUGUAAAAAACCAAAGUACAGAGACCGCCUGAUAACUGUGUGCAAUAGCCUCGUGACUCUCGAUGGCAGGGAAAUUAAUGAGUUAACCAGACAGUUUCUUAUUAACUGGAAAGCAUCCAAAGACGCAAAGAAGAAAAAAAACAAGAAACAAAUAACGGCCGGACCGCCGGUCCUCUAUCCCAUAACAAACUACUUCAACAUGGGUCAGGAUCCACAUCUUGGUCACAUCCACGGCCACAGCCUGCAGAGGUGGAAUCCGCAGCAGCCUAUCAGGGCGCAAAAUGUAAAAAAAUGCAGACUUCUCAGCCAUGCGCCUGUCUCAUCGCCCAUCUGCAGUCACGCUGAUGCUUAAGACAAACCAGUCCACUGAAAUCUCCACCUCCUCCACACACACACACAUUAGCCAGAGCUCAGGACUAACCCUGCUACUGCUUUGUUUGAUCACCUUAGUCAUCACAGCUGCAGAUCUUUUAUCCUUGUAUAUUAAGCAGGACAGUGCUGUCACCCACAAGCUGUGAUAUCCAUAGCUGCAGGAGCUUCCUUGAACUCGGAUGAUAGUGGUUUAUAAAUGUGACUUUUUUUUCCCCCCACAACAUUUUUUUUUAAAUCUUUCUGUUAUAACUAAAUGUAAGUUUCUAUAAAUGAGUUAAUAGUCUGGAAAUGUUAACAAAAUAAAAG
Larimichthys crocea (large yellow croaker) is the source of this 1502-nucleotide messenger RNA. It is a transcript of the gene ppp1r42, whose product is annotated as protein phosphatase 1, regulatory subunit 42. The record is from RefSeq and is a predicted model, not a curated record. NCBI's taxonomy places the organism in Eukaryota, Metazoa, Chordata, Actinopteri, Sciaenidae. Gene Ontology annotation, molecular function: protein binding. The transcript has 9 exons. The coding region runs from base 205 to 1176 and encodes 323 amino acids.